Messenger RNA from Kwoniella botswanensis, 6033 nucleotides. RefSeq lists its product as uncharacterized. The record is from RefSeq and is a predicted model, not a curated record. The transcript is spliced from 27 exons. Lineage: Eukaryota; Fungi; Basidiomycota; Tremellomycetes; Tremellales; Cryptococcaceae. Gene Ontology annotation, molecular function: 1-phosphatidylinositol 4-kinase activity. Gene Ontology annotation, cellular component: cytoplasm; plasma membrane. Gene Ontology annotation, biological process: phosphatidylinositol-mediated signaling; phosphatidylinositol phosphate biosynthetic process. Bases 1 to 6033 code for a protein of 2010 amino acids.
AUGGACUGCCUAGACGAGCCAUUACAUCUUCAAAUCCUUACUUCCCUCGCGUCAAGUUACGCUCAAGACGCCAAGACCACGGAAGAUGAGAACUCCAUUUCAGUAUUGUUGGAUGGGCUGCCAAACAAUACUCUCAGUGCGAAUGAUGUGGAGGAGUUGAUACCUCACGACGAAGACGAUUGGACCGAAUUCGAGAUCAACCAUGCCAUCUCCUAUGCCCAUUACGUUUCCUCCCUUCCUCUCACAUCACCUCAUCUCGGCGAAUCAUUAUCGAGGUUGAAUGCACUGCUUUUCGGUCUUCUUCGCCAUGCCAACCCUUCUCCGAGUGGAGAUAACAGUCCAUCAUCAUCUUAUAGAAGCUUGGAGGCUGGUGGUCUUGGAUCCAAUAGUCAUGCUCAACUUUGCGAGGGCCUGCUCAAAGCGCUCUUGUGGGUAGCAUGGGGUAAAGCAAAACUCAGAGACGAUAUCGGAGGAGUGCUGGAGGAUUUUGUAGAGAAGAUUGAAGGGUUGAUGAGUGGAUCUACUGGAAUAACAUUCCCGCUAGUCCUUCUUCACUGCUUGCAUUCAGUCAUCUCACACUGCCCUUUACCCCCUUUCCCUACAAGGACCAUCGCGUCGAUCGUGAAGUCUCUCUUAUCGAUUGCUUCACCUGGUAAUCUAAUCAAAUUGGUUCAUCAAUCCACUUCGGCCGCUUCAACCCCUCAUAUUCGUAUGCCACCUACCACUCCAUUCACUACUCCUCAUCCGAUCACUCCAAGUGGAGUAGUUAUGGCAGUCACCGAGAUCAUGAAUGUCCUCCUGUCAACUCCUUUACUCCCUUACACCAACGUAAGGGAAUAUCAGAAUGCUUUCGCUCACCAUUCAGGAGGCUAUCAUCAUCCUUUUUCUCAAACACACGGUCAAGAAGGUAAUGCACAUAUAUUGAAGAAGCACACUAAACAGUUGGUAGAUGAUGCAUUGGUGUUAGAUGAUAUCAAGAGAUUGUCAACAGAUGAAAAGGAUCAUGCUGUAUUAGAUCAAGCUACGAAAAUCGCGUUGAGAUGGUGGACCGACCUAAUGGGAGGAUCUUCACUCGUAGAGGAAACUCCAUACUCGAGAAGAGGUAGCUUGUUCAGUAUUGGAGGUCAACCCGAUGAAGAAGUAGAAUUGAUGGUAUCGGUAUUGUACCUCUUAAACAACCUAUCUUUACAUCAUUCUGAACCAGAUCCUACACACUUAGCUAGAUUGAAAUUGCUCCUAUCGGAAGACUCAUCAGUGGUUGAUCCGAGAGUUCUGGAAGCUUUAUUCAUCUGCACCUCGAUUCAGGUCAGAAAUGAUCGGUCCCUUGGGACAGCUAUGACUCAUCAUAUCCGACGACUUCUGCUCAGUCCCAUUCCCGCUUUCGAGGGUGAAAUGGGUGGUUCAGCCAGCUCGGUCCCACCGGCCGUGGUGGCAGCGUCAAAAUGCUUGGCUAUCUGUAUUGAGAUGUCUGCCAAUGAUGAUCUCACUUCAUCCACUUUAUACUCCUUACUCAAUACGCUUAGUCAUAGCACAAGUGUCCCAGGUGGCAUGUCAAUCCGGUCCACCACGCUGCAUCACCAUUUCAAGGGCGAAACAGAUGCUUCUACUGUGAAGACAAACGCGACAAGCAACAGAGCCACAGAAGAGCAAAGAAGAUUGGUCGCUGUAACCGCUGUUGAGGUAGUCUCUCGCUUAGCAUUAGAAAUAGGCAAAGAAGAUAUCAUUCACCUCAGUAUCUCAAUGCUGAUACAGCGACUUCGAGGCGUGGAUCUCACUACAGAAUCGACUAUCGUUACAAAUCUUGUGCCAUUGGCUCUUGCAGCUCCGAACGGAGACCUUGUGGAAGUCUACCGAGCAUUCUCUCAAAUUUCUCGAUCGUCCCACCCUGAAGAUCCGCGUAAUUCCUCUAACGCCGUUCUUGCUGCUCAAACUACAUUGGCUAAAGGUCUCGGUAAUCGGUUGGACUGUGCGGAUGGAUAUCUUGUUGAAUUACUUACCUUGUUUGCGGACAAAGGCACCCAGACUCAGAUGGUAGCUAUGGCCUCUCAUGGAUACGAUUCAAGGGAUAAAGAUGCUGUGGCUCAACUUAAACAAGAAGGUAUCAAGAGAGUAGGAGACAUGAAAGCUUGGCUUGCGGCUUUGCUCAUCCCGAUCGCCACUCUACUAUCGCAUAAAUCCUAUCACCCUGAUAGAAGUGCUACACCCGAACUUGUCGCACACUUUAGGAAUCUGUGGUUCCUCUGUGUGGUCUUUGGCCUGAGUGGACCAGAGGGCCAGAAACGUCUAUCGGAACAUGAGACCAACGCUUUGAGGACUGUUGCAGUCAAAACUCCCGCUUUGGUAUUGGAAAGCUCGAACGAUUUUGUAGCUAGUGGUUUGGCUUACAACUCCAUCCUACGGAAAGAUUAUGCUGCCUCGAUCCAACAAUCACAACGCGCUGCCCUCACACAGUAUCUACCUCAUCAGAGGCAUUCAUACGAUAUCCGAAAUAUGACUACACCUCAAACUACCCUGUUGAUGGCGAUCUCAGAUCUUGAAGAAGCUAGAACGACGAAAUAUCGACCGUCGGUGCUGCUCCAGUACUUCUGCAAUGAGUCAAUCAACGAAAGUCCUCUGAUUGGAUGUCUAGACGCUAUCGCUCAAAAGAUCACUUCGUCGUUCAUGAAACAGGUGUAUCUCCAAGUUGUCACUCAUUCAUUACCGCCGAUCGUGGCUGAUGAAGUGUGCAAAAUCCUUAUCGCUUGUACGCAUCGGAUGCGCAAAGUACGAGAAAUUGCUCUCAGCUAUGCUCGACAAUUACUCGAAACCUUCUCUGCAUUGUUGUGCGAUCGAAAAGUUGUGUUCACUCUGUUGGAGAUUUUGACCUUGAUGAGAAGGAGUUGCGAACUGCAGUAUACUGAUGAAUAUUCACCGGUAUACGACUUCACCUCAGAUAAGAUGGAUCUCACUUUACAUCUGACCGAUGACUAUGCGGUACGAAAUGAAAUCACCAGUCAACUUCAUUCAGUCACAAAACAUUGGUUGACGGUUGCGAUAUCUCGAGCACCCAUCGAAGUUCAAUCCACCCUUCAAUCGUAUUUGAACGAAUCAAGAGAUGUACUUCUGAUAGAUAGUGUGGAAAUGGGAGCUGGGUUGGCAUUACAUUUCUCCAAGACUAUCUCGAGAUUGGAUAGGCAAGAAACUAUCAUGCCUAGUAUCGGGGGAUGGCCAUCGGACUCUUCGAAUCUCGUUGCCAGUCAAUUCGCUUCAAAGAAUUACUUCAAUGGAGAAUUGAGCGGUGCAAGAUUAAUUCUUUCUCAAGGCUUGAGCAAUCUACAAGAAGGUUCACCUGCAAAUUCAUCGCCUGCCGAAUUGUUGGCAUUCAAAUCCCAACUGGCUCAGGCAACAUCAAACAUCCGGACGAAGAACAAACCAUUCAACGUUCCUGAGAUAAGACGAAUCUUGCUUAGAGCAGUUUCGGUGUUGAUAGCUUCACCAAAGAUGGAUAGAGAUAUCUUACACUAUCUUGUUGAGCUACCAAUGGCGGCUUUCACCCCUCUGGCUAUAGCUGCUGGCGUGGACGCCUGGACAUGGCUGCUGAGACAAAGACCUGAGGCUGAAGUUGCGAUCAUUGGCGCAAUCACUGGCGGCUGGCUGCAGACUAUCAGACAGCGAAAAGGUCUUUUCUCGACAUCUAUGAACUAUCGAGAUCCAUUCGGACAACCUGUAGAAUAUGCACCCUCCGACAAGAAGGUCUUAGAUCUGGAAUUGGCCAAAGCAAGGAAACUUCUUCGACCACAUUUACUCUUAGUGCAAGUGUUAUCGAGUCAAUUCCAAGCUAUCAAAUAUCGUGAAAGAGGUAUCAUAGUGUGUUUGAUCAGGUUGAUGAUGCGAAGUCUGAAAGCUCAUAAGCAAAUGAGUACUCAUCCACUGGCGAGAGAAGUCAGGUUCUCAUUACUGUUGUUUGGGUUCCAAAUGCUAGCUAGUAGUAGGAUGGAAGCUCUUCUUGAACUUAGGCUCAGAGAUAGAUUGUUCCAUGCUGCUUUCUCCUGGUUCGCUUUCAGACCUCAAUGGUCAUUUGGAAGCGAUAGGAUACAAGUGGGAGCGGAGAUCAAGUUGCUUCAAGAUCUAUUGCAGAUAGUCCAGGAAGAUAAGAUAAGAGGGGACCAUUCGACUUCAUCAUUAUCUGACAGAGCCCCUGCGUUCUUAAUCAGAGGGUCCUCAUCCAUGCACGAAUAUGAAUCGCAUCAUCGAGAUAGGGUGAAACUGCUACAACUGCUCAUCGAAAAUGAGAUUUCAAGGUUGAGUGUAUGGUGCAACCCCUUGAAUGAGAAUGGGAGACCUAAUGCCCCACCAACUGGGGCAUUGGAAAGGUCAAUCACAGGUGACGAGUGGACGCGAUUGGUUGGUAAAGGGUGGAAGGUCAAUCCAGCUAUGGCUAUCCACAUGGGCGAACGUUUCAAAAACGCGCCCGUUCAAGCUGAGAUCAGUCGAUUAGUCAAAUCCGAUCCAAAGAGCGUAAUUGAUGUUCCAGAAGCACUCCAUUUCUUACUUGGAGAUAGAUUAGAAAACAACGCUAAAGCUGCACUCAAGUGGUUACCUGUAUGGUCGGCUGUUCCUCCCGUGACUGCCAUAGUAUAUUUCCAGCCUCGUUAUGGCAAUCACCCAUUGAUUUUACAAUAUGCCAUGAGGGUGUUAGAACAACACCCAGUGGAAUUGACUUUCUUCUUCGUACCUCAGGUGGUACAAGCUCUGAGGGCAGAUGCCUUAGGCUACGUUGAACGAUUCAUAUUCGAAACUUCCAAGAUAUCUCAAUUAUUCUGCCAUCAGAUUAUCUGGAAUAUGAAGGCUAAUACAUAUAGGGAUGAUGAUGCUUCACAACCGGAUCCUAUGAAACCUCUUUUGGAUAGGAUGAUCGAUAUGAUCGUAGCUGGAUUAUCAGGAAAAGCUAAAGGUUUCUACGAUCUUGAGUUUACCUUCUUCGACGCUGUAACUUCCAUCUCGGGUAAACUGAAACCUUAUAUCAAGAAAUCUAAACCUGAGAAAAAGGCUAAAAUCGAUGAAGAAAUGGCUUUGAUUAACCUUUCGGUCGGAGUGUAUCUACCUAGUAACCCGGACGGUGUGGUGAUUGACUUGGAUAGGAAGUCGGGCAGGCCUUUACAGAGUCAUGCCAAGGCACCAUUCAUGGCAACUUUCAAGGUGCAGAAGGAACGUAUUGACUUACCAUCCGAUUCCAACAUUGAAAUUUCAGACGAAGCGAGAUUGGUAAAGACCAAGUAUGAUGUGUGGCAAUCUGCGAUCUUCAAAGUCGGAGAUGACUGUCGACAGGACGUCCUGGCCUUACAGAUUAUAGCGAUGUUCAAGAAUGUUUUCACAUCAAUUGGAUUGACUUUGUACCUCUUCCCUUAUAGAGUUACUGCCACUGCCCCAGGAUGUGGUGUCAUCGAUGUGGUUCCUAAUGCUACCUCUCGAGACGAAAUGGGUCGAGCGAAGAUCAACGAUCUUUUCUCAUACUUCGUUGAUAAGUACGGUGGAGUCGACACUGUCUCUUUCCAGAAAGCCAGACUCAAUUUCAUUCAGUCUAUGGCUGCCUACUCCGUCGCAUGUUAUAUACUGCAAAUCAAAGAUCGACAUAAUGGUAACAUCAUGAUAGACGGGGAGGGACACAUAGUGCAUAUCGAUUUCGGUUUCUUGUUUGAUAUUGGACCAGGAGGAAUCAAAUUCGAGCCCUCAUCGUUCAAACUCAACCAUGAGAUGGUAGCUCUCAUGGGCGGAAGGGAUUCUCAGGGAUACAAGAUGUUCACUGAAUUGACUGUCAAAGCGUUCCUCGCUAUCCGACCUCACGCGGAUCAACUGGUCGAUGCUGUUCAUCUCAUGUUAGGAACCGCAUUACCCUCAUUCAAAGGUGAAGGAACGAUAACGAGAUUGAAGAAUCGAUUCCAACUUCAGUUGAGCGAAAGACAAGCUGCGGAUUAUAUGAUGGGCGUGGUGGAGAACGCGAGAGAGAAUAUGCGAUCGAAUGUGUAUGAUGGGUUCCAGAAAAUACAAAAGUGA